AUGAUGACCAAAAAUUUAAAUCUUUUUAUUAGAUAAAAAUUAAAUGAAGGUAUAAACAUAAACUAUAUUUAGAUCUACGUUGACGCAUUCAGUGGAGAAGAAAUCGUUUCAGACAGUUUCAAUAUGGAAGAGAAAUUCGAAGGUGUUAUUGGUGAAGUUCAAUCAUAAGAUAUUGUUAAAGGAGCACUCAAUGUUGAUGUUGGUGCUGGUGGUCAUUUCGGUGGCAAGAAUGAAGAUGAAGAAGAUGGUGGUGUAGAUGAUUAAGCCUAAAAAGUGAAUAACAUUAUUGAUGCUUUUAAAAUACGCUGAAACACAAUUUACCAAAGCUGAUUA
Paramecium tetraurelia is the source of this 333-nucleotide messenger RNA. RefSeq lists its product as uncharacterized. The record is from RefSeq and is a predicted model, not a curated record. Lineage: Eukaryota; Ciliophora; Oligohymenophorea; Peniculida; Parameciidae. The transcript is spliced from 2 exons.